Messenger RNA from Fragaria vesca subsp. vesca, 1434 nucleotides. RefSeq names its product probable E3 ubiquitin-protein ligase HERC1-like. The transcript has 11 exons. NCBI's taxonomy places the organism in Eukaryota, Viridiplantae, Streptophyta, Magnoliopsida, Rosales, Rosaceae. Bases 1 to 1434 code for a protein of 477 amino acids. The record is from RefSeq and is a predicted model, not a curated record.
AUGAACGGUAACGAAGGCGUGAAGAUGGAGAACCGCAGAGAAGCUUUGGUUUAUAUGUCGGGAUAUUUACCCGGAGUUUCACCGGAAAAGUCUCCGAUGCUGUCUCUGGAGCCGGUACAGUUUCCGGAUCCAAUGGACGGUGGAGAUUCCUGGAAGGAUGUCUGCGGUGGCGGUUGUGGUUUCGCUAUGGCCAUUUCAGAGAGUGGGAAACUGAUGACCUGGGGCUCGGCGGACGAAGAAGGACAGAGCUACCUGGUUGCGGGGAAGAAUGGGGAGACUCCGGGGAUUUUUCCUCUCCCAACUGAAGUCUCGGUGGUCAAGGCUGCGGCUGGUUGGGCCCAUUGUGUUUCUGUUACAGAGAGUGGUGAGGUAUAUACAUGGGGGUGGAAAGAGUGUGUUCCCUCGGGAAAGGUAUUCCAUGAUUUGGCUUUGAUGGGAAGUAUUGAGAAGGAUGCUACAACUACUGGGAAACUAAGUUCAUUACCAGCUGAACAAGGAAGAUCAUUGUCCCGAGGUUAUAAUUUUAGCUGUGAGACAGUAUCUCAUGUUGACAGCAAAAGGGCCGGAGAGGAAGUUGCAAAGCGAAGGAAAACUUCAUCAGUUAAAUUAGAACCGGAAAGUUCAACAGCCGGUGAUGAACUCUUCAUGGCAUCGCCUUGUCUUGUUACAAUGGGUCUUGGAGUGAGGAUCACUACUGUUGCUGCUGGUGGACGGCACACUUUAGCAUUAUCAGAUGUGGGACAGGUUUGGGGUUGGGGCUAUGGAGGCGAAGGACAGCUAGGUUUGGGUUCUCGGAUGAAGAUGGUCUCUUCUCCUCAUCUCAUACCCUGCAUCGAUCAAUCUGCUUCUGGGAAGGACAGGUUUUCUGCAGUAUCUCAAAGUUCAAAAUUUCCUGGCAGUUAUGUGAAGGAAAUUGCUUGUGGAGGUCGACAUAGUGCAGUAAUAACAGAUACUGGAGCACUACUUACUUUUGGCUGGGGCCUGUAUGGACAGUGUGGGCAAGGGAAUACAAAAGAUCAGCUAAAAGUUACCCGUGUGGAGUCGUUAAUGGAUACUAGAGUGAAAAGUAUAGCUGCUGGACUAUGGCAUACUCUCUGUAUAUCUGUUGAUGGCUGUGUAUAUGCUUUUGGGGGGAAUCAGUUUGGACAAUUGGGAACAGGUGUUGAGGAAGCUGAGACUCUACCUAGGCUUCUGAACUCUUCAAGUCUGGAAAACAAGCAUGCCACUGCAGUUUCCUGUGGAGCACGCCAUAGUACUAUACUAACGGAAGAUGGUGAUUUAUUUACCUGGGGAUGGAACAAGUAUGGGCAGCUUGGUCUGGGCGAUUCUGUGGAUAGGAACAUUCCUUGUCGAGUUUCUAUUGAUGGCUGCCUACCUAAGCAUAUCUCAUGUGGCUGGUGGCACACGCUGUUGCUGGCGGAAAUACCCAAUUAA